UUCCCGAGGGGCGCGUCCGCCGGGGCUCCGCGGGAGGGGACUACUUUCCAGCCCCUCCGCGGAGGGACUACUUCUCCCCGGCGGAGGCGUCGGCCGCGGGCGGCGCGCACGGCAUGGCGGAGGCGCGCGCCUGAGCGGAGGGACGCCGGCCCAGUCAGGCCUCGGCGCGGCCUACACGCUUCGCUCGCUCGCUUCCGCCCCGCGCCCGGCCAUGGCGGAGUCCUCGCCCGCCCGACGCCCGGUGCCUCUCAUCGAGUCGGAGCUGUACUUCCUCAUCGCCCGGUACCUAUCGGCCGGCCCGUGUCGCCGAGCAGCCCAGGUGCUGGUGCAGGAGCUGGAGCAGUACCAGCUGUUGCCGAAGAGGUUGGACUGGGAAGGCAACGAGCACAGCAGGAGCUACGAGGAAUUGGUCUUGUCCAAUAAACAUGUGGCUCCUGAUCAUCUGUUGCAAAUCUGCCAGCGCAUCGGUCCUAUGUUGGAUAAAGAAAUCCCGCCCAGUAUUUCAAGAGUCACUUCUUUACUUGGUGCAGGAAGGCAGUCUUUGCUACGUACAGCAAAAGACUGCAGGCACACAGUCUGGAAGGGCUCUGCCUUUGCUGCUCUUCACAGAGGAAGGCCUCCCGAAAUGCCGGUGCAUUAUGGUUCCCCGCCAAAUCUUGUGGAGAUCCAUCGAGGAAAACAACUCACAGGGUGCUCCACUUUUAGCACAGCAUUUCCAGGAACUCUGUAUCAGCAUAUAAAAAUGCACAGGAGGAUUCUUGGACAUCUGUCUGCUGUUUACUGUGUAGCAUUUGAUAGGACAGGACAUAGAAUCUUUACAGGUUCAGAUGACUGUUUGGUAAAGAUUUGGUCAACACAUAAUGGCCGUCUGCUGUCCACAUUAAGAGGUCAUUCUGCAGAAAUUUCAGAUAUGGCCGUAAACUAUGAGAACACCAUGAUUGCUGCAGGGAGCUGUGAUAAGAUCAUUCGAGUGUGGUGCUUGAGGACCUGUGCCCCAGUGGCUGUGCUGCAAGGACACACGGGAUCAAUCACGUCUUUACAGUUUAGCCCUAUGGCCAAAGGCUCCCAAAGAUACAUGGUUUCCACUGGUGCUGAUGGAACAGUUUGUUUUUGGCAGUGGGAUUUAGAAUCCCUAAAAUUCAAUCCACGUCCCUUGAAGUUCACUGAAAAGCCUAGGCCAGGUGUUCAAAUGCUUUGUUCUUCUUUUAGUGUUGGUGGUAUGUUUUUGGCUACAGGUAGUACUGAUCAUGUUAUCAGAAUGUAUUUUUUGGGUUUUGAAGCACCUGAAAAAAUCGCAGAACUUGAAAGCCAUACUGAUAAAGUGGAUAGUAUACAAUUUUGUAAUAAUGGUGACCGCUUCCUGAGUGGUAGCAGAGAUGGAACAGCACGGAUUUGGAGAUUUGAGCAGUUAGAGUGGAGAAGCAUUUUGUUGGAUAUGGCUACCAGAAUUUCAGGGGACCUUUCUUCAGAAGAGGAAAGAUUUAUGAAACCUAAAGUAACAAUGAUAGCUUGGAAUCAAGAUGACAGCAUUGUUGUCACAGCUGUGAACGAUCAUGUCCUGAAAGUAUGGGACUCUUAUACUGGACAGCUGCUUCAUAACUUACUGGGACAUGCUGAUGAAGUAUUUGUUUUGGAGACCCAUCCCUUUGAUUCCAGAAUUAUGUUAUCUGCAGGACACGAUGGCAGCAUAUUUAUAUGGGACAUAGCUAAAGGUGUCAAGAUGAAACAUUAUUUUAAUAUGAUCGAAGGGCAAGGACAUGGAGCUGUAUUUGACUGUAAGUUUUCACAGGAUGGACAGCAUUUUGCCUGUACAGAUUCUCAUGGGCACCUUCUGAUAUUUGGUUUUGGAUGCAGCAAACCAUAUGAAAAGAUUCCAGAUCAGAUGUUCUUCCAUACUGACUACCGACCACUGAUUAGAGAUUCUAAUAAUUAUGUCUUGGAUGAGCAAACUCAGCAGGCUCCUCACCUUAUGCCUCCACCAUUCUUGGUAGAUGUAGAUGGAAAUCCUCAUCCAACUAAGUAUCAAAGAUUAGUACCAGGUCGAGAAAAUUCUGCAGAUGAACAUUUGGUUCCACAGCUAGGAUACGUAGCCACAAGUGAUGGAGAGGUAAUUGAACAAAUUAUUAGCCUAGAAGCCCAUGAGAAUGGUGAAGGAAGCCCAGAGCCCAGCCUUCUUGAUGGAGUGAUACGGCAGUUGCAGCAGCAGCAAGAUCAGAGGUUGGGAGUGGCUCAGGCUCCUGCUCCAAGUGGACUUCCCAAUGGGGAAGGAACUCCUCGAAGAGGAUUUAGAAGACAAAGUUUAGAGAUCCAGUCUCCUCCAAAUAUUGGUCUGCGUCGUAGUGGGCAAGUUGAAGGUGUUCGUCAAAUGCAUCAGAAUGCUCCACGGAGUCAGAUUGCUACAGAACGUGAUCUCCAGGCUUGGAAACGUAGAGUGGUUGUGCCUGAGGUACCACUAGGCAUAUUUAGGAAGUUGGAAGACUUUCGGAUGGAGAAAGGUGAGGCAGAAAGAAAUCUCUAUAUACAAGGAAGGAAAAGAAAGACUCUUCAGCUCUCACAAAAGUCAGAAUCAUUGGUUUCAGUGUCACAGUCUAGACAGAGGACAUGUAGGCGUAAAUAUCCUACUAAUUAUGGUAGAAGAAAUGCUGGCCGGCGUGAGUUCUCUUCUGGAAAUGAAUCCUCAAGCUCUGUAAGACAUGAGACUUCCUGUGAUCAGAGUGAAGGUUCUUGUUCUUCAGACGAUGACGAAUGGAAAAGUGAUAGAAAAAGUGAAAGUUACAGUGAAAGUUCAAGUGACUCUUCAUCUAGAUACUCAGAUUGGACAGCAGAUGCAGGAAUUAAUUUGCAACCUCCUUUAAGAAUGUCAUGUCGUAGACGAAUCACUCGAUUUUGUAGUAGUUCAGAGGAUGAACUGUCUACUGAGAAUUUAUCUCCCCCAAAGAGAAGACGGAAGAGAAAGAAAGAAAGUAAGCCUAGAAAUGAGCGUUUGGGGAGGAUGACUCCCGCAGAGCUUGCAGACUUGGAGCAUCUGUAUGAAUUCCAUCCUCCUGUGUGGAUAACGGACACCACACUGCGCAAGUCUCCCUUUGUUCCUCAGAUGGGUGAUGAGGUAAUCUAUUUUCGCCAGGGUCAUGAAGCUUAUAUUGAAGCUGUCAGAAGAAAUAACAUUUAUGAAUUAAACCCUAGCAAAGAGCCAUGGAGGAAAAUUGAUCUUAGGGAUCAAGAAUUGGUCAAAAUAGUUGGGAUCCGAUACGAGGUUGGGCCGCCUACACUCUGUUGCCUCAAACUAGCGUUCCUCGACCCGGCUAGUGGAAGACUUACUGAUAAAUCCUUCUCCAUUAGAUAUCAUGACAUGCCAGAUGUUAUUGACUUUCUUGUAUUGCGUCAGUUUUACGAUGAAGCAAGACAGAGGAAUUGGCAGUCUUGUGACAGAUUUCGGUCUAUCAUUGAUGACGCUUGGUGGUUUGGGACAGUGCUGAGUCAAGAACCAUAUCAGCCACAGUAUCCAGAUAGUCAUUUCCAGUGUUACGUUGUGAGGUGGGACAAUACUGAAAUUGAAAAACUGAGCCCAUGGGACAUGGAACCAAUUCCUGAAAAUGUUGAUCCACCUGAAGAAUUAGGAGCAAGUGUUUCUGUCACAUCAGAUGAGCUAGAGAAAUUGCUCUACAAGCCACAGGAAGGUGAAUGGGGUCAGAAAUCACGUGAUGAAGAAUGUGACCGGAUUAUCAGUGGUAUAGAUCAACUAUUGAAUCUUGAUGCAGCAGCAGCAUUUGCAGGCCCAGUCGAUCUCUCUACAUAUCCAAAGUAUUGCACUGUGGUGGCUUAUCCAACUGAUCUGUACACCAUUCGAACGAGGCUCAGCAAUCGGUUUUACAGGAGGCUGUCUGCAUUAAUUUGGGAAGUCCGAUACAUAGAACAUAAUGCCCGAACAUUUAAUGAACCGGAAAGUGUAAUUGCAAGAUCAGCUAAAAAGAUAACUGACCAGCUUUUAAAAUUUAUUAAGAACCAAGACUGUACAAAUAUCUCAGAACUGUCUAACACAUCUGAAAAUGAUGAGCAAAAUGCUGAUGAUUUGGAUGAUAGUGAUCUUCCUAAAACAUCUUCUGGGAAAAGGAGAGUCCAUGACUGGAAAAAAAGGAGCAGCAAAGCUACCAACUAUAUUGAAAGCAGCUGGGAGAAACAGUGUAAGGAGCUAGUGAACUUAAUUUUUCAGUGUGAAGAUUCUGAGCCAUUUAGACAACCUGUUGAUUUGGUUGAAUAUCCAGACUACCGAGAUAUUAUAGACACUCCAAUGGAUUUUGGCACAGUAAGGGAAACUCUAGAAGCAGGAAAUUAUGACAACCCUUCGGAGUUUUGUAAAGACGUUCGGUUGGUAUUUAGCAAUGCAAAGGCAUAUACACCAAACAAGAGAUCAAAGAUCUAUAGUAUGACCUUGCGAUUGUCUGCCUUAUUUGAGGAAAAAAUGAAGAAGAUCUCCUCUGAUUUUAAAAUCGGUCAAAAAUUCAAUGAAAAACUUCGACGAAGCCAGAGAUUCAAGAAAAGCCAAAAUUAUAAUGGUGUCAUACAGGCCAAUCAACGUGUCAGAAAUAUCAAGCAGAAGCGGUUAAAAUCUCAGACAAAAGUAAUUCCUGAGUUGGCAGAUUCUCCUCUCCAGUUGACCUCAAGUAGGGCAGCUCAUCCUGGAAGCUGUGAGGCAAGUGCUGGAUUGUCUUCAGGAGCCAUGUCUUCUGGUGACUCUUCCGACUCUGCUGCAUCAUCAGAAGGAAUAAGGAGAAAUAGACCUGUUACCCUAAGAAGUGGCUCUGUGCUCUCUGAAAGUGAAACAGAAGAUUCCUUAGCUACCUCUUCAUCCUCUUCAGCUUCUGAUAGUUCCGAGGAAAGCAAAGUGAGUUCAAGAGCUCAUGAUUCUUUGCGCAGUGGGCUGUCAAGAGGCAGCAGUUUCAGGGUGACCAGAACUAGAGCUGCUCAAAGAAAAACUGGUUCCAUUUCUUUAGAAAAUGGAUGUGGCAGAAAAGCUGCUCGAAAGAGAGUCUAUUCAAGUGAUUCUGAUAACAAUUCACUACAGACUGGUGAAAUUCUAAAAGCCAAAGCUGGAAGUAACCGUAAAGUCCUGCGCAAGUGUGCUGCUGUGGCUGCCAGUAAGCUAAAGCUAAUGAGUGAUGUAGAAGAAAAUUCCAGCUCUGACGAGUCCUGCUCUGGACGGAAGCUUCCUCAUCGCAAUGCUUCUGCAGUAGCUCGGAAGAAGUUGCUAUACAAUUCUGAAGAUGAUCAGAGUCUAAAGUCAGAAAUUGAAGAAGAUCGAAAAGAUGAAAACAAGCCAUUGCUGGUGUCCAGUUGUCAUGCUCCCCACAAUACUGUCAGUGAAUCUGAAAACGGAGAUUCAGAGUCAGAAAGCGAUUUACGGGUAGCCCGGAAGAAUUGGCAGGCUAAUGGCUUUAAGUCCUAUACUCAGGCAACUUGUAAAACAAAAUUUCCUGAAAUAGAGUCUUCUGAGGAAGAGUCUAGAAGUCAUGAUUCAGACAGUGGACACAACAGAAUUGCUCGUCCUUCAACAUCUGAGCAGAAAACUCAGACAGAGUGUCUCUCAGAGGAAGCUGAAUCUGAGCCAGGAGACAGUGUGUUUCGCAAGAAUGUGAAUAUCUUUAAGAAGGCAAAAAUCUUGAGUGAUUCAGAAGACUCAGAAGAACAACAUAGAGAAGAUGCUAGAUGUCACAAACUGGAAAUGAGCCCAGUUUCAGGGAACUUGAAGUGUGAGUCUGCUGCAGUGCCUCAGUCUUUCUUGGAUCAUGUAUCUGAAACUGAUGUAGAAUCAGAUGACAGCAAAACAAAAGGAAAACCACAUAGUUUUAAGAAAGAUUUGACACCACAAGAUGAUGAACAAAGCAGAAAGGUUUCCAGGAAAAGAUUCUGCCCCAGGGGCUCAGAGAGCAGUUCAAAGGCAACUAAGAAAUCCUCAAAAGCCAAGACAGGUUCUCUAAGGAUUACGCGAAGCAGCUCCACUGUGGCUGCCAGCAAGGGGCAACUUGUGAGCAGCACAGACGGUGCUGGUCUAGAAAAUGUGUAUCCUAGAAGGACAAGGAAAAAGCCCCUACGUUUUGCUUGUACCACAGCUAAGAAGGCACUGAGUGAGGAUGAGAAUGCUGUGGACUGUGAAGUGCCCAGUGAACAGUCUGCAUGUGGUGGUCAGCCCCCAGAGCCUGACUCUGAAGGCAGCACAAAGAGUGUUGGACACACCGUAGAUGGAGACUCGGAUUCUGAAGGUGUUCCAGAUUCAGUGCCUAAAAGCAGGCAUGACCGUUCUCACAACACAAUUGUACAUUGUAAAACAAAAGGUUCUUCUGUUGGGUUUUCAGAAGCAGACUCCAAAAGCCAUGCUUCAGGGAGUGAGGGUAGUAGCUUUCCUUCUGAGUCAACAAAAGCUCCUGUAGAGAAUAACUUCGAAGAAGAACUGAACUAUGGGCUCCGCAGGUGGAAUGGCAGAAGACUCAGAACCUAUGGAAAGGCUCCUUUCAGAAAGAGGACUGCGGUCCACAAUCCACAGACAGCGGCAGUAGGGGAAGUCAAAAGGAAAAGAUUGCAUUCUGAGUUAGAAGAUGUGAACGUGUCUGAACGAACUGGGAGUUCAAAGUGCAGACCCAACACCAGCCCCACGUCAUCCGACGCGGAUUCCAUUGUUGACUCAGAGGUUGAUUGCACCGAUAACACAAAAACCAAAAGGAGGAAAACAAAAGGAAAAGCAAAAGUAGUUAGAAAAGGUAAAGGUUUUACAAGUAACACAUCUAAAACUGUGAGACGGCAGAGACAAAGCAAACGUCCUAGGCUGAGUGUGGAUGAUGACGACUGGGAGGAGUUGGAUUGUGCAAAGUCUAAGAGAGUUCUUCGUCGCUCAAAAAUAAAAACGAGAAAUCAGGGUAGACGGACCGUGAGGUACCACGAUGGGGAUGAUGACAGAAGCUUAGAGAAUGUGCUAGAGCUGAAGGAGUGCACCUCAUGACCUUGAGGGAGCCAGGUCACUUAAGAGGAGACGGACUGGAGAGUAUGGCGAAAGCUGGCUGAUAAUAACAUUAGUUUGUCUUACAAUUCAGGGAAUAUAUUUAUAUUUUUCUAUGAAAAGUUAUGAAUGUGACUAAAUCAUGACUGUUAUUUUUAUUUGCACUUGCUGGUUUUUGUAGCAGCGUUCAGUACAGGUGCCAAAAUAUGCUUCGUUUUGGGGGCAGAUCUACUUUGACAGUAUUUGACUACAUAUAGGAAGAGUUAAACACUAGAGACCAGAGAGCAUUACGUCCUGGUAGCAAGUGUCCUGCAGUGUUUUUUUGUUUUUUUUUUCCUGAGUUACUGCAGAGCUGGUAGCUUCUAACCCCCAUCCUAUACAGUAGGUGAACAAUUUCAUGUGACCUAUGUUUACAAAUUCUUCAUACAUGUGUGUAUACUGACGUAAUAAUCAUGGAAGUGCAGCCAUGAUUAGCAGGCCAGGUACCUACCACUUUUCCCCCUUUCCUUGUCUACUUGAGUAGAAUGCAUUAUACUAGAUUUGGUCAUUUUCAUUGAAGUGGUUUCUAAGUUUCUUUCCAAAUGCUGUUGGCUCUUUUUGUUUUAUAAGGGACAUGUGAUCACUUUUAUUUUAUAAACUUGAAUUUAUAAAUGCUGGUAAAUUAUUGUAAUGUUUUGAGUGCAUAUUUUAAACUCUAAGGCCAGGGGAUAGUCAGCAUUUUCUUUUAGAUUGUAGACUAACAAAAUGUUACAUAAUUUUUCUUUUGUCAAAGAUCUCCUAGUUUUCCAUUGUAAGGGGUUUAACCAAAAUCUUGCUCUUCCAUAAUUUUACUCUGAAAUAGAGGAGUUUGUGUGCCUUAGGUUUAGAGGAAGUAUGUUCUUUAAUAGAGUGUACAGGGCUAAAAUUAUUUAAGUUAUAUGUAGAUUUCUCCCUUUGUAUUAAAAUUGUAGAGAGGAAUUUUGUUAAAGAGUGCAAUUGCAAAUCUUACCUAGAUAGGAGAAUAGUUAAAUGUCUUUUCUUCAUCUCUUUGAGCUUCAUUGCUGCCAGGUGCAAUUCUAAGCAACCUUUGCUUUAGGUGACAAAAUGCGUUUUUAUUUAUGCUAUCUCAUCCAAAUAAGUAAGACACUCUCAUCCAUUUGAAGUGAAACUUUAUCACAUCAUCCCAUGUACCAUAGUACACUUAUUUUUGAGCCAAACAUUUUCACUUGAUGGGCUUUUCAACUCUAAACAGUAUAGGUGGCCAUUCCUAACAUUUGUCCCUGAAUGGUUUACAUAUUUGGUAGAUAAGAACAUCUAUACCUUUAAGUUAUUUGUUGGACUUAGUUGUGUUUGGUUUUAAGCAGAAUUAACCCUUUCUCCUGUGUUUCCUUGAGGUGGCAGACAAGCAGAAUCACUUGACUGUGGUGUCAGUGUUAGAGAGUGUUUUUAAGCAUCCUUCAUAGUAGUUAUCUGUUCCACUUGACAUAAUAGCAGGGACUUAGUCUUUCUGUGCCAAUGCAAGGGAAGUGGGCAGGUAUUUGGACAUUGCCAACAGAGAUAGGCUAAGUACUUGCCUCUCAUCUAGUGGUUUAGAGAUACUCUGUCCCACCACAAAGUUAAAGCUCUGAUGCUUUUCUUCUUUGAGCUCCUGUUAAGUAUCUAGUAGACAGACUGAUUCAGGACAGUUGUCUUCGUUGACCUAAAAAAUACAUAGGAUGCCUUCUAUAUCCCUAAUUUUAAGAACUAAUAUAGUUUAGUUAUCAGAGCCAUUAAUUUAUUUAAGGUCUUCUUAAGUUCUCUCUGAUUAUAUCUGUUCUCAGGGUUAUAACUCCAUGUUUACCAUCAUCUACAAAAAGUACCAAAAACCCAUUAGAAAAUACAAAGUACACUCAUCCGUUAGUAUGUAAAUUCUUUUAUAAAACCUUGGACAAUUUGGGCUUUAUGGGAGAACUGUUCAGUCUUUGUAUGGAGUUAGCUGGUUGGCUGCUCAAUCAGUUACUGAUUUUUCUUUUUGUCCAAAAUGGUUAGACCUUUGUGUAUAGAAGCAGCGUUUUGGUUUCAUCAGAAAGCAAGAAUGGGUCUGGUGACUUUAAAAGUGUGGUUGGCCAUGAUGGCCUCUCAACUUGAGAAGUAAAGUUAAAUGCGUAUGGAGAAAAGCAUUUUAUGUUUUUUGUGUUGUUUUGUUAUGGUGCUAUUCCUGAAGUUUGAAGAUGUGACACACUCCUAAAUACCAUUAAGGACAAUUAAUAAAUACUAGUUGAAAUGUUUACAUUGAGCACUAGCACAUGUUUGACUUCUUUCUACUGACUUGAGUUAAGCAGGGACUUCGUGCACAAAUGCACUUUAAUGUUUAGGAUCAGUGUGGGCUCUUCUUGAGAAAAAGACAAAGGGUUAACAAAGUGAAUGUGAGCUGGUCCAGAAAUAAGUGCUAUUGCUUUCUGUUGCACUUGAAGUCAUUUAAUGGUGUUUAUGAAAAAUGACUUUAUUUUCCAUUCUGGCUGUAUGUCCAAAAUCUAUGAUUUUAUUCAGUUAUGUCUUUCUUUAAAAAAAAGGUUUUGAAGUAUUCAGAUGUGAUGUUUACUUCCUUUGAAAGAUUAAUUUUACCAAGCGUAUUAAGAAAAAGAGAUUUUGAACAUUUAAAAGAUGAGGUUUGAAAAGUAUCUUUUACCCCACCUCCUAUUUAUUUAACAGAGUGUUCUAACAAUGUGUAGUGACUUCUGUAUGAAUAAAAGGAACAUUUGUCCCAUUUUCAGAUAA
Messenger RNA from Dipodomys spectabilis (banner-tailed kangaroo rat), 9724 nucleotides. It is a transcript of the gene Brwd1, whose product is annotated as bromodomain and WD repeat domain containing 1. The record is from RefSeq and is a predicted model, not a curated record. Gene Ontology annotation, biological process: regulation of cell shape; regulation of transcription by RNA polymerase II; cytoskeleton organization. Gene Ontology annotation, cellular component: nucleus. Gene Ontology annotation, molecular function: protein binding. The transcript is spliced from 41 exons. The coding region runs from base 212 to 6991 and encodes 2259 amino acids. Lineage: Eukaryota; Metazoa; Chordata; Mammalia; Rodentia; Heteromyidae.